AUGCCUGAGGAAGCCAAGAAAGAACAAGAAUCGCUCAAGGACAAGAUCCUGCAUCCUGGAAAGCACGAAGAAGGGAAAGCGUCUUCCACGGGCGAGAAGAAAGGCGAGAGUAAGCUGGGGAAGUUUGAGGAGUUUGUCAAAGAGGACGCGAAGAAGGAGGCGAAUGACGAUAUCUGGGGCUCUGAGAUUAAGUGA
Molecule: messenger RNA, 195 nt
Organism: Zasmidium cellare ATCC 36951
Lineage: Eukaryota; Fungi; Ascomycota; Dothideomycetes; Mycosphaerellales; Mycosphaerellaceae
Exons: 2
Coding region: 1-195 (64 amino acids)
Source: RefSeq, a predicted model, not a curated record